Molecule: messenger RNA, 1337 nt
Organism: Rhineura floridana
Lineage: Eukaryota; Metazoa; Chordata; Lepidosauria; Squamata; Rhineuridae
Gene: KCNJ14
Product: potassium inwardly rectifying channel subfamily J member 14
Exons: 2
Coding region: 2-1243 (413 amino acids)
Biological process (GO): regulation of monoatomic ion transmembrane transport; potassium ion import across plasma membrane
Cellular component (GO): plasma membrane
Molecular function (GO): inward rectifier potassium channel activity
Source: RefSeq, a predicted model, not a curated record
UAUGGGGGUGGCCAAAACCGUCCAGCGUUUCAGUGGAGGUGGCGGUGAGGGAGAGCUGCGAGAAGGUGAAUCAGUGGAGUCCCCCACCAGCUGCCACAACGGCAGGCCUGUUCCUGUCCGGCCACGCAGCCGCUUUGUGAAGAAGGAUGGCCACUGCAACGUGCAGUUUGUCAACAUGAGUGAGAAGGGCCAGCGGUACCUCACUGACCUCUUUACCACUUGUGUGGACAUCCGGUGGCGCUGGAUGUUUGUCAUCUUCUGUCUCUCUUUUGUGUUCUCCUGGCUUGUCUUUGGCUUCACCUUCUGGCUCAUUGCUGCGAUGAACGGGGACCUUGCCCCUGAGCAACCUCCAAACUCAAAGCCCUGCUUCUCUGAGGUCACCAGCUUCAUGGCUGCCUUCCUCUUCUCCCUGGAGACCCAGACAUCCAUUGGAUAUGGCUUCCGCAGCGUGACAGAGGAGUGUCCAUCCGCCGUCUUGGCUGUGGUGUUGCAAUGCAUACUGGGUUGCAUCAUUGAUGCCUUCGUCAUUGGUGCAAUCAUGGCCAAGAUUGCCAAGCCUAAGAAGCGCAAUGAGACCCUGGUCUUCAGCGAGACAGCUGUGGUAGCCAUGCGUGAUGGGAAGCUCUGCCUCAUGUGGCGUGUGGCCAACCUGCGCAAGAGCCACCUGGUGGAGGCCCAUGUCCGGGCACAGCUGUUGCAGCCUCGUGUGACCCCUGAGGGCGAGUACAUCCCCCUGCACCACAGUGAUGUCAAUGUGGGUUUCGACAGUGGCACUGACCGCAUUUUUCUGGUGUCACCUGUGACAAUUGUGCAUGAGAUUGAUGCUGAAAGCCCCAUAUAUGAGUACGGUCCUGCAGAUCUGGCUGAGGCUGACUUUGAGCUGGUGGUCAUCUUGGAAGGGAUGGUGGAAGCCACGGCAAUGACCACUCAGUGCCGUAGUUCCUACCUGCCCAGUGAGUUGCGCUGGGGACACCGCUUUGAGCCUGUACUGUUUGAGCGACAUGGUCACUAUGAGGUUGACUACCAGCACUUCCACCGUACAUAUGAGGUGCCCGGAACCCCAGCAUGCAGCGCCAAGGAGCUGAGCCAUCGCAGAUACAGGCCGCCCCCUGCAGGAGCCACUAUUACUCGUGCCUCCUUCUGCUACGAGAAUGAGGUGGCGCUCAGCUGCUGCCGUGAGGAAGAAGAAAGGCAGGGAAGCUGGCGGGUGAGCCUAGAGAAUGAGGCAGCCACCACCACGUGACACCACCAAUGUCCUUAGGCUGAGGAGGGCUGAGGGGAAGUGGGAAAAAGCAGCUGUUGUAGCGACAUCACCGCCACUUUGCACAGCUGCAUAG